UUCAUCGUGGCGCCGUACAGUGCCGCAGCUCAGCUUUCCUAUCUUGCCAAGGGCUCCAACCCCGUCAUCGAUGCAGUCUUUGGGCCCUCUGAAGCACUUCUCUUCGACAUCGACAAACUAAUCACACGGAUGGAUAUCGAGUCUUCUCAGUUUUUCUGGGUUACCAAACAAACCUGCCAAGAUGAAAUGGGUAGGCUAUCAAAUGAGCAGUUCCUGGAUUUCUGCCUUUUAUUGGGCUCAUCGUUCCUGCGAACUUUCCCGGGCUUCGAAAACCCAACAUUUCCGGGAAAGAGCGUCAGCGUUCGUGAUGCUCUUCCGAUAUUCAACCAAGCGGGCCGAAAUGCACUGGCUCUAUGUGCUCAGUUCGAAGAGGACCGUCGCGUGCAGGAACUUCAAUAUGCCGAUGCUUACAAGCGUGCGUUCAUGACGGUGAAGCACCAUGUGAUCAUGGACGUGGAUGGCAAGGUCGCGCCUAUGGAUUCGGAGAACGCCCCGUCCGAUAUGCAUGAGCUGAUCGGCCAGCGACUGCCUGAAGAACUUUACUUUUACCUCUCCAAGGGUGUCCUAGGUCCGGAAAUUCCUAACUAUCUGACAUCUGGCGAGGUCCAAAUCUCCCUUCCAUUGGGAGUUGAAGAUACCGAAAUAUAUCGCAAAACUGUUCUACCAGACCAAAGUGAUCAAUAUACGGACAUGGUUUGACGAAAAGUCGGACAAGUCCAUCACACUGAAGACUCUUCCUUCUGUCAAGGAAACCAUCCAGGCGUGGAAGGUCCGCAAUGACCAGCUGCCCGAGGGAGUAAAGACGCUACAGAGCACCUCCUCGCCGCUCAAGUUUGCUGUACAGAGCCUGCAAGAUCCCGAAUUCGGAGCCAAGUCUUUU
Aspergillus novofumigatus IBT 16806 is the source of this 880-nucleotide messenger RNA. RefSeq lists its product as uncharacterized. The coding region runs from base 130 to 699 and encodes 189 amino acids. NCBI's taxonomy places the organism in Eukaryota, Fungi, Ascomycota, Eurotiomycetes, Eurotiales, Aspergillaceae. The record is from RefSeq and is a predicted model, not a curated record. The transcript has 4 exons.